Messenger RNA from Macrobrachium nipponense, 7202 nucleotides. RefSeq names its product collagen alpha chain CG42342-like. The transcript has 27 exons. The record is from RefSeq and is a predicted model, not a curated record. Lineage: Eukaryota; Metazoa; Arthropoda; Malacostraca; Decapoda; Palaemonidae. Bases 1 to 2157 code for a protein of 718 amino acids.
AUGGGUAUCGUUUUGUCGUAUACCCCCAAACCCCUCCCGGCCCCCCCCUUUUUUAGAACCCUCCCAGCAGUGACCUUGGGUGCUCCAGACGUGGACUCCGACGGUGGUUUAUACAAUUUGCCUUCCGAGACUUUCCCGCGGGAGGGGAAAGUUUCUGACCCCCGAGAGCGGCAGCCAUCAUUAGGGAACUUCGCGUCCGAUGUAAAAGGUCCGCCUGGGAAACGAGGACCGAGAGGAAGACGAGGAAAAGAUGGGAGACCAGGAGAUUUGGGCCCUGUGGGUCCAGCUGGUCCGCCUGGAAAAAAUGGAUUUCCGGGACCGAUCGGUUUAGACGGACCUAAAGGAGAACCGGGCGAACCAGGACAGGCUGGCUCGAAAGGAGAACCCGGUGCGGGUUACGACUUGUUUGCCAAAGCUAAGGGCAUUAAAAGAUCUAUAACAAGCUUGGAAGGUGGAACUUUAGGGUAUGCCGAGAUCAUCGCCAUUAAGGGAACUGCGGGAGGUGCCUGGGAUUACAUUGACUCAGAUAGAAUAAUUACUAUUAAAGGCGACCCUGGAAGUCCAGGUCCCCCGGGCCCACCCGGCCCCAGUGGGAAGGACGGACUGCCUGGAAUGGACGGAAGAGACGGUUACCCCGGUGAAAUGGGACCCGCCGGCGUUCAGGGACCUCCAGGAGUCGUGGGUCCACCGGGCCCGGCAGGCCCUCCCGGACCCGAAGGACCACAGGGGGAGAGAGGGUUUCGAGGGCUGAUGGGAAUUCCUGGAAUGGACGGUCUUCCUGGACCGAUUGGACCAGCUGGAAUAUCUGGUCUUGCUGGGACAAAAGGUGUGGCCGGCCCCCCAGGACCGCCAGGUGAUAAGGGUCAAAAAGGUGAACGUGGCAUCACUACUGUCAACGGAAAGGAAAUUCCUGCAGGCAUUCUUGAAGGUCCGCCAGGACAGCCAGGUCCUCCAGGGCCUCCUGGUCCAGUAGGAGAAAAGGGGAUAGAGGGUCCUGUGGGACCUCCAGGGGUGGAUGGGAUCAAGGGCCCACGAGGUCCUCGGGGAAAGAGGGGGAAAAGGGGCCGCCGAGGUAUACCAGGUACAGCAGCAAAUCGAGGUCUACCUGGCCCCCGCGGCCCCAAGGGGGAACCAGGUCGCAUCGGCGAGAGAGGAGAAAAAGGUGAAAAAGGUACCAUGGGUAUAGUGGGACCAAAAGGUGACAGUGGACCACGAGGUCCACCAGGUAUUGAUGGAAUUCAUGGUGAAUCAGGCCCCCAGGGUCCACCUGGCCUUCCUGGUGCACUGGGACCAAAAGGUGAAAAGGGUGAAUACGGCGAUAUAGGACCUCCCGGUCUUAUGGGUCCACCAGGGCUUCCAGGACCACCGGGCUUGCCAGGGCUAAAGGGAGAUAAAGGUGACAAAGGUGACUCGGAUGGUCCCCAGUUGCGAUCGCCUGUUGUGAGACCGGCUCGGGGCAGACUCGGAGAUUCAAGCCAUGUUUGGACAGAAGUCGAGGGUGAAGUGAUCACAGGACCACCAGGACCCCCAGGUCCCCCUGGAGCACCAGGACUUCAAGGUCCUCCAGGUAUAAAAGGAGCAAUGGGUCUUGAUGGAGCUAAAGGUGACCCGGGUGAGAAAGGUGAAAAAGGAGAUGCUGGGCCAAUGGGACUUCCUGGUCCCAUGGGACUUAGAGGAGAAGGGGGUCGGGCAGGCGAGCCAGGCAAACCUGGUCCCAUGGGUCCACCAGGGCUUGAUGGUAUUAAGGGUGCUCGUGGAGAGAUUGGCAGAAAAGGUGAACGGGGAGAUCCUGGCCUACCUGGAACCGACGGGAUCCCAGGGGUUGAGGGCCCAAAAGGAGAAAAGGGAAUGAAAGGAGAAAGGGGUAAUCAGGGUCGACGUGGACGACGGGGUAAAAGUGGGCCAAAGGGAGAAAUGGGAGUUCCGGGUCUUGAUGCUCCCUGCCCAACAGGACCUGAUGGGCUUCCAAUGCCAGGAUGUGGUUGGCGACCUGGAGAGGGGAGGAAUAUUAUUCGACCCAUCGUUGAGGGUUUGGGAUUAGGUAAUCCUAUCAGCGCUUUUCCUGUGGAACCACCACCCUCAACUACUCCUAACUAUGAUGAAUACGAUGACUAUGGCGAUUAUGAGGAUGAGGAAGAUGAAGACUCUCUGAAAUGAGGACUUUUCAUUAACUUACUAAUGCUUCAGCAAUCCUCACUUAAAUUUGAACAACUGUAUAAUCGUCACUAGCCUGGAGUCAGUGAUGUAAUCAAGCAGUGAUGGUAAGCCUGUUGGCAGACUCAGGAGUUCUCUUGUUGUGCUCUUCCAGAAAGAAAAUGUAUUCGAGAUAUGAAGAAAAUAUGUAGUUGAUGAAAAUUCAACUGUGAUCUUUCAUAAAUCUGGUUUUAUGAAACUUACUUUAAGCUCUUCUGGAUCUGCCAGUAGGUCAAGUGAAUGAGUGAGCACAAUACAAACAGGAGUAAAUGUUCAUCGUCAGCAUAGAUUUCCCCCAUGUAAAUAGUGUACAGAAGUUUAUACUGUCUUAGUCCACAGUGACUGUGUAUAGCGAGUAUUUUUUUGUUAUUUCUGCAUUUCAUUGCUAAUCUUUAAGCAGGAGGUAUGUACCUCUUAAUUUGAACAAAGCAUAAGCUAUACAGUAGUAUAGUACUAAUGGAUGUCGAAGGUCAAAUUUCAGAUUGGGAUUUGGGUUUACACCUGAUUUGAGUUGACCUUCAAAAAAAAUUUUCUUUUUUUAACAUGACUAUCAUCCAUUUUUCAUCUACUACUGAAACUACUUUACAUUAAGAAUGAAUGAAAUUUUGAAUUGUGAAAGUGAACAUAAUCUAAAGCAUGCUUUGAUAAAUUUCAAUUGACAGUAAAAUUUAUAAAUUUUUAAAAUAUUUUUCAGAAGGAAAAAUGGACCAAAGUGAAUGAGUAUAUGUUGGAAUUAAGUGUUACUGAACACUUUCCAAAAUCCUGAAAAUAAGGCAGUUCUAAACAACGUUGGUGCAAUCUUGUUUAAUUCAACAUAUGAAAAUUUAUAUAAAUGGAAGAAAGUGUAAUUUGUAAAACUUUUAAGCUCAGUAUUCUGGAUGGAAUGCUCAUAUCUCCUUCUGUAGUUUGACCACGAUUGUGCUACUUCAGCCUAGCUAGCAAUUUAAUGAAUAACUGCUGUAGUUUAGUAAUUGUUAUACAAUAUGUUUCCCUUUUAUGUUAAAAGGUAUGCAAGACUUUAUUUUUCAUACGUCAGUUAAUUUUCUUUUAUGUCAUGCAAUACACAUUGAGUAACAUUUCUCGUGAUAUGAAAAGUAUUUUAGGAACGUUAAGUUUAGAUAGGUGACAUAUUAAAAAAUUGUUUAAACAAGCAAAUUUAGGUAUGUCAGAAGUUACUUGGGACAGAAAUUAAAGUCUUAUGAAGCCAAAUAUACAGUAACUUAUGGGCUGGAAUAGGUUAUACAUACAUAUCACACACUUGAUCACAAGCAACAUACACCAUGUUACUGAUGGUAAUUGCACUAUUUUACCUUUGUAUUAUCUCAAGAAAUUGAUGUUUAUUCUGAAUAUUUUUUACAUGUUUAGUCUAGUGCAAUGUCCCAUAUAGCCACCUUUUUAGAUUUAUGUAGUACAUAAUUAAAAGUGACUAUGUAGCACUUUCUAACAAAGCAGGGAAAUGAAACAUGUCUUGAGGAACUAUAGAUGCAUAUCAUACAGUUAAUUGCUUACCUUCACAUUUAUUGCCAGAUCAUUUAUAAUUGUUUUGUUUCUGCAUCAUAGUUUAGAUAAAGUUUGAGGAAAAACAAAUUUAAUAUAUUUAAAUUCUUCGGUGUUACAAGCACUUUAUAAAAUAUGAAAUAUUUUUUAGCCAUUAUUUUACAAAUAAAACCCUGCCUUAAACCGUAACUACAAGUAUAAUUUUAAGAUCUGUUGAUACUUAAUUUGCUGAUAAGUGUGUUAACUAAUGUUUCAAAUUUAUUUGAAUUGAUGUGCUAAAUAUUGAAAACAACAUGGGAUUUUAUUAUUGCUCAUAUUUCAAAAAGAGCAUUAACAUAUAAAUUCCUUACAACCUUUGUAAAUAGAAGUUCUUCAGACACCUAAAGCAUACAGAAAUCUAUGACACUGAUGAACUUCAGUUUGGCAUAUCCUGCCAUUUUUCAGUUUAGCUCUGGAUAUCUUAUGUCUCAUACCCACUAUAACCUUUGAGCUAUUGAAUCACAGAAGCUUCUAAAACACCAUAAACGUGUUUUAGGAGGUCUUUAACAGCAUUUGAAAAAUUAAAGUUUACAUAAUGAAACUGAAUAUAGUAUACUGGAGAUGGCUUCACACUAACAUUUUUUAACCAUAAACAUUAAAGUGGGUAUAAAUUAUAUUUGAUCAUGCUUGGGUAAAUGCAUUGAGUCUGUGCUAUACUUUAUCAAGCUUUGAAAUAUUUGACAGAACUACUUUUGUUUAUUUGAUAGCUUCCUUUUACAGGAAUUUGGAAACUUACAAAAUGUAACGAGAUUAUUUCAGAUUCCUAAGACAACUUUUAUUUUCAGCUCAGGAUGGAUGCUUCCAUUAAUUCAUGUAAUACAAAAACUCAAGUGCUCCACAAUACCUAAUGUAGUAAUAUUUUUAUAUGGCUGCAGGGUUGUAUUAUUUAGGUGAAGAAAGUUUACUGCAGUAAACAUUUAUUUCAUAGUAAAUCUUAGAUUUUAAAAUUAGACAUACUUUUACAUAUUUUACUGUGGAUUUUAUGAAAAUUAAUUUUAUGAAAGUCUAAAUUUGCUCAAGUGUAUUGGAUGCUCAUUGUUCUUUAAUGACCAUUAUGCUUUGUAAUGCAGUGUAUUAUAUGAGAAACCUGCUAGCACACUUCAGUACUCUAGGUAUUUUUAAGUUAGAAAAUUUUUCAUAAAUGUAUGUUCAGAAAUUUCAUGGAUUUUAUACUAUAACUUUUAUAACUUUAGAGCAGUUCACAUUCUGCUCAUCAUCUCUUAAUUCUUAUUGAAUUCAUAUAUAGUUCCUUGCAGUCCUUAAUAUUUAUUUUUUCAUAAUCAUAGUCAAUAAAGUCAAAUGUAUUUUGCUUGAAAUACCGUAAAACAAAGUUAUUGUUGACGCUCAACAAUAAAAUAAACUCAGUUACUCAGGAUGAACCCUGUGUAAUAAUAAAAAUUGCAUAGAGUUGACACUACUGCACAAAGUACCUUUUUUCCUAUUUGCUGAUGGUUUGAAUUCAAUUUCGACAGAUUUAUUUUCAGGGGACAUAUUCCUAAAACCUUGGAUAUUUCAAGGUGCACAAAAUUGACAGUUCUUUUUCACAAUGACUUUUAAGUGAAAAAGGCACAGAAAGGCCUUAUAAUGAAAGUACUUCUUGCUACAAAAAGCCCAUGCUGUGUGCAAGUGAUUAUGGUCUUCUGAGUGCCAUCUUGAUUUGCGUUGCUGUAUAAAUGAAAAUAUUCUCACUUGUUUAAGGGAUUAAGAAUUUUGGAUGUAUAUAUUGAUGCCCUCCAGAAUGUUUUUGCAUGUGUUUAGUAACAUAGGUUAGGACAAUAAAUUACAUUUGUUUAUUUUUAUUAAGAAGUAGAAUCUCAAAAUAAUGUCUUAUUAGAAUGUAUGUCAUUAUAGUUACCAUAUGAUUUCUUUGGAUCUCUAGUCAAUAUGUCUAUAUGAUAGUGCUUUACUUAAUUAUGAAGUAUGAAGAUUUGAUGAAUAUUUCUCAACCUGUUAAAACAUUACAGUCUAAUACAGGCUCAUUUUUUAUCAUUUUUAUGACUAAAGUUCUUGGCUGGAUAUGGGAUAGUUUCAUCAAAACUUCAGCCUCAUAAAAGUACAGAAUAUAUAACCUAGUGUUGUUAAGAAAAUAGAAAUCACAAUUUGAUGUUCAAGUUACAGUGCUGACACUCACAUGCCUUGAGAAAUACAACAAAGUUUAUGCAUAACUUACUGUAAUUAAAUAGGCAAGAGUGUUCUGAGAAAAAUAUAAUUUUGUAUUCAUGAAAAUCUGUAAAAAAAAAAAAAUCCAAUAAUUUUGUUUAUUACAAUUGUGUUACUCGCAUCCAUGACAAGGUUUUAUGUGAAAAUUUUCAAAUAGCAUAAUGUUUUCAUAUGAAUAUGGUAUUUCAAACAUUUACAACUUUAUCUACAACAGCAUCAAAUUCUCCAAACUGAAAAACUUGAAAUCUUUUACUGUACUGAUUUAAGUCCAUUGGGAUCAUGACAGGCUUUUGAAUGACUUGACUAAUGUAGUUAUAAAAUACUCAAGGUAAAAGUUAAUCUUUGGAGAAUGCACCAUUUACUAUCUACUAUAUAUGUGCUAUGUCAUGUAACAAAAAUUAACUACCAAUCCUUCUGUCUUAUUAAGAAUAUUUUCAAGUCACAGAAUCAGAUGUGACUAUCUGCACUGUUACAUUUAUAGACUGCAUAGUGAAGUACAGGAGAAAAGGGACAUUACGAAUACUGCAUCUAUUUUUUGCAUAUGUUAUGUUAACAGUGGAUGUAGUAACUACAAAUAUAAAAUAUAAUCUUAGGGACCCAUCAUUAUUAUUAUUAUAUAGAAUUUUUAUGCCUUUGCAUUUUGUAUAAAUGAAAAUGUAUUCCUAAGUAAAAUUGUUGCAUUCUGUUUAGGAUUAAGCUUUAAAUCAAAGUUUGGCAUAGAUUUAUACAGAUAUACUUAAGUGUUAGGAUAUUUACAAAUCAGGAACUUCCAUUAAAGGAAUGCAUACGGUGACUAUACUAUGACUAUGAUAUGAAGACCACAUUUCCUAAAAAUGAAGUGGGUUUAAUGAUGAAAAUUGGACUCCAAUUUCCUUCAUAACUGAUGAAGUUUAAAGUAUAUUCACGAUUCACUCUGGUUCAUUGUUGAGUUUUUUCCAGUAGUAUAUGAAUUGACAAAAGGUUUGUGAAGGAAAUUCAGUUAUGAGUAAUCAUGGUCACAGUUAAUUACCAACAAAAGAAUCCACUAAAUGGGUUUAUCCCUUAGGGUAGUCUUCAGGAUACUGAAUAAACAGUGUUGGUCAAGCCUAGUGCAGAGAUUUAUGCAGGUGUAUAUUACAGUAAAGUAUAUAUAAAUUGAUAUGUAGUGCUAGAUCCAGAGCAUUUGGUUUGGUAAAUUUAUUUCAGAGUAGAAAAGUGUGUGAUCACUGUAGGCACUGCAAAUGAGGAUUUUAUAAGAAUCAAACCUGUGUUCAUAUAAGGUUUGAAUAUUGUAAAGCUUGUAAGUUAUGAAAUAAAAUCUGUGUAUGAUUGUG